CCGCUGCCGCUACUGACUGCGCAGGGCUUCCCUGACCGGGGUCGAGAAUUCGCUGCGAUCUCGCAUUUGUCACUUCGGUGGCUGGGUGAGGACCUUGGACAAGUCGCUCAACUUGUCCGGGUUUUCAUUUGCAGACUAAGACGCGUUUGCUCGAUCUCCUAGCUUCUCGUCAGCUUUAAAAUCAAAGGUUUUGUGAUUGUACCGUUCUUCGGGCUUUUGCAACGUCAAGAUGACAGGUGUGAUAAGCCGAUGGAAGUAGGCAGACUCCACAGAACGCUGCAGGUUGAUGACAAACUCUGAUUUCAUUUGGGUCGCCGCUGUUUUCACGAUCGUUUAUCGUUUGAAAUAGACGAGAACUGGAAAUUCAAGCUUAAUUGGCAAACCACGGUUAAUAUGGUAGCGAAGCCACUGAAGUACGAAGUUGAAGAAUCUCAGUAUGUGAUAAUAUUGAAUCUGAAUUAGUAAAUUCAGGUCAACCAACACUUACAGAGUAUUUCUGAGAAUAUAUUUAAAAGGGAGAUGGAUUUGUUGGAGAGACUAGGCAACACUGAACACCUGCAGUUAAUUUUUGCGUUUUCUGAGUUUGCAGGAUAAGUUGGAAACGGAGAUGGUUUUAGGAUGGCUUCCCAUUGUGUGGUUGAGUUUCUGGAGGCAUGGGGAUCUCAUUUGUAAAGCUGAGGAGGAGUUUCAGUAGGUUUCCAAUACGCUUGAGCUUCAGACGUCUUAAGUAGUACUGAAUAUUGAGUGGGCAUUUACACUGUUAAGAAUCUAGGAGCCCCCUGAGAUAAGCAAUUCCUACUUUAGAUGUAGAAAAUGGCCCCAUCUUCAGCCCAUCUCUAGUUUAGUCUUUAUCUUCAGACUCCAAACUGAAAGGAGGGACACUGAUGGCACACAGGUGCACGUAACUGAGAGACGUCUUAAGAAAAUGAAGGGAGCAGUUUGGUGACCACCAUCCUUGAAUAAGGAAGGAGAAAAUGUGGAUGUGUGCAGCGUUUGUGGCACUUGGAAAAGCAGCUCCCCAAGAGACAGCUCUAGGUCCAGGUGUAUUUUAGUGGGAACCACAAAGAUAAUACUAGCAAAACUUUAUGAUAUCCAUUGAAUCAGUGGCUAAGUUCUCAAGUGAGGUUGCCACACUUUCUUUAAAGAGCCCUCAUAUGUAAUUAUUGGAAUGAACUGGUUUCAAUGGCAAACCAGUUCGAAUGGCAAGUUAUUAUAUACUAUGGUAUUUUUUAAAAUUAUGUGUAGCAUGUUUUUUAGAGCAAAAUUAAGAUACAAGGACAUUGCAGAAUGUGGUUGUGUAUGGCACAUAGUAAAUACUAAGCAAGUAAAUGUCAAAUUAGUACAUUCAUGGUAAGUUUUGCUUUAUUUCUAACAAAUUUGCCUUAAUGUUAAAACUGUUCAUACCUGGAUUUGGAAUGUGGAAUCUAUUUUCUCUGAGCUGAGAUCUUCUUUUACUCUCUUUUCAGGUACUACACGACACAUACCUUAACUGAAUUGCUCUAAGGACUAAUGCCUAAACUGUCUCAGCAUGGCCUAUCAAGGAGGAGGCGGGCACGACCUUGGCCACGAUCCCUCAACUGCGCUCUACCACGAUAGCCCUGGAAAUACUGUCACAUGUAGAACUGGGGCCCAUAAUAUAUGCAUGGUGUCGGACUUUUUCUACCCGAAUAUGGGCGGCGUGGAAAGCCACAUUUACCAGCUCUCUCAGUGCCUGAUUGAAAGAGGACACAAAGUCAUAGUUGUCACCCAUGCUUAUGGAACUCGAAAAGGCGUCCGUUACCUCACUAAAGGCCUCAAAGUCUAUUACUUGCCCCUAAGAGUUAUGUACAACCAAUCUACAGCCACGACCCUCUUUCACAGUCUGCCAUUGCUCAGGUACAUAUUUGUUCGGGAGAGAGUCACGAUAAUCCACUCACAUAGUUCCUUUUCUGCCAUGGCCCAUGAUGCUCUCUUCCACGCCAAGACAAUGGGGCUCCGUACAGUCUUCACGGACCACUCCCUUUUUGGAUUUGCUGAUGUCAGCUCGGUGCUUACAAACAAGCUUCUAACUGUAUCUCUUUGUGACACAAACCACAUAAUUUGUGUCUCUUAUACUAGUAAGGAAAACACUGUGCUAAGAGCAACACUGAAUCCUGAAAUAGUGUCCGUCAUUCCUAAUGCUGUAGAUCCUACUGACUUCACUCCAGACCCAUUUAGAAGGCAUGAUAGUAUAAUCACUAUUGUUAUUGUCAGCAGACUUGUUUACAGAAAAGGAACCGAUUUGCUUAGUGGUAUAAUACCUGAACUCUGUCAAAAAUAUAAAGAUUUAAAUUUCAUCAUUGGAGGAGAGGGACCAAAGAGAAUAAUUUUGGAAGAAGUACGGGAAAGAUACCAGCUACAUGACAGAGUGCGUCUCUUGGGAGCCUUAGAACACAAGGAUGUUAGAAAUGUCUUAGUUCAAGGACAUAUUUUUCUCAAUACUUCCCUUACUGAAGCAUUCUGCAUGGCAAUUGUGGAAGCAGCCAGUUGUGGUUUGCAGGUUGUAAGUACCAGGGUUGGUGGAAUUCCUGAAGUUCUUCCAGACAAUCUGAUUAUUUUAUGUGAGCCUUCUGUAAAAUCUUUGUGCGAGGGAUUGGAAAAAGCUAUUUCUCAACUGAAGUCCGGAGCAUUGCCGGCUCCAGAAAAAAUCCAUAACAUAGUAAAGACUUUCUACACCUGGAGGAAUGUUGCGGAGAGAACUGAAAAAGUGUACAACCGCGUGGCAGGAGAAACUGUGCUAUCAAUGGACAAGCGGCUGGAAAGACUCAUCUCUCGUUGUGGCCCAGUAACGGGCUACAUUUUUGCUUUGUUGGCUGUAUUUAACUUUCUCUUUCUCACUUUCCUGAGAUGGAUGACACCAGAUUCUUAUAUUGAUGUUGCCAUAGAUGCCACAGGGCCAAAGGGUGCCUGGACUCAUCAAUAUCCUUAUAGUAGAAAACGGGGCAAGAAUAACGAGAUGCCUCAAACCAGGUAGAAGAAAGCCUGGAUCAGAAGAUUUUAAACACUUAUAAUAGUUCUGUUAACACUAUUAAAAAGAACGUUGCUUUUUUUUCUUUUUUAAAGUUAAUUUAGUAAGUUAUGCUACCUCUCUAUCAUUCAAUGUUUUUACUUUGAGGAAAGAUAACUUAUGCAAUUCCUGAGUGUAAAAACUCCUUGCACUUAUUUAAAAUUUAGGAGAGAACCUAUUUAAGCCACUCAGGUAUGAAAUUUUUCAGACUACUGAAAUCUCUCUAGCAAAGCCGUUUUCACAUAUUUUGGGAGCUUUGGGUGCUGAAGGGCCAAAUGUUUUCUGGACAUUGUUUUGUUUUUUUGGGUUUCUUUUUUGGCCAAUUUUAAAUAUUCUACCGUUGACUAGAUAUCCAUGAGAUGUUUACAAGUUUUCUUUAGGGAAGUACAGUAACUAUGAACUAUUUUAAGUCAUUUCCCAUGUACCUUUAUUAGGUGUUUAAGUUAUGUUCUUAAACAUCUGUUGGGUACACUCAGUAAGUGUUACGUAUAAUCAGCGGGUUUCUUGAGUAUUAAGGUCUGUCAUUUACCAGCAUGCUUUAAGCGCCUACUUUGCGUAGAACAUUGAACUCGAUACUUGCUGCCAUGAAGGACCAGAGUGCAUUUGCUGUUCGUCACUGAAAUGGCUCACUUCAUUCUAGUCACAGUUGAUGUGAAAUUGUAAAACAUCCGUCAUGCCAAAUAUGUGCAUGCUUUCUAAUGCCAGGAAACAGUUGCUGACACGCUCCGGGUACUUCUCUGACCCCGUCGUGUGCGCUCUGCUAGGUAAAACCUUCAUUUUCGGUUGUGUUUAGGAAACUGCUUUUUGCUUUUUUAUUACUAGGGACCGAUAUCACUGUUGAUGAGAGUGCAGAGAGAAACCCUCCGCAUCUGUCAGCGCAUAAUUCAGUUCUCUGUAAAUGCCUUCGUGUUUUCCACGCACAGUGUAUGAGGGUGUGCCAUCUCAAACUCAGCUGCUACCCUGUACCUUUGGGAGACAUCACUUCCCUUCACUUGUGGCCUAGCUGAUGUCUGAUGAGUAUUGUCAGUGUGCAAAAACGUCUUAGCCUGGAACGUUUUCUUUAGUGAAUUGAGUUUGAAAAUUUUAGGACUAUAAGUCUCUUUGUGGGUGCAUAUGUUUGUUAACUGUAAUUGUUGUUGCCUGGAGCCAUGGGUUUUUAAACCCCAAAUUAUCUACAUGGUGUGUCUUAUGGAACUCCUUCGAGUAAGUUUUUGUGAUAAAUGACUGACAUCAAAAGACUGAGGAAUGUGUAGGUGCACUUAGAUUCUGGCAGUAUUGUGACUCUGUACAGGAUUUUUUUAAAUGACAAUAUUUACAAAACUUUCUAAAAAGUAUCUUAACAUGCCUAUUAACCAGUUGCCACUGAUGUAAAGAAAUAAACUUGUGUUUCGUACUGAAACACAGACACAGGGGGCCAGUUUGUAAAAUCUAGAAGUUAGGAGUUCUUUAGUUAAACAUGAAAUGACCCAAAUCGCUAAAUCUUACUGGGAUUUUUAUGCACAGAAACUGACUUAUAUACAUACGGAAUACACGGUGCCAAUAUUGAUGAUAAAGCGAGAAACGAACAUUCGUUUUUAUUCGGCAGUUUUAAAAGACAUACUAUUUUUUCUUAUAUUUUUGUUUCUUGGCAGUUUUUUCAAAAUUAUUAAAUUGUUGUUUAUUUUCAGUGGACAUAGGAUUUAAAGUUCUACUUGCAUGUAAAACAUGUACUUUUCAAAUGAAAGUUAUUUUUUUAGCAACUGGCAGGAAAUUUGCUUUUUCUAGUAAAUCUUCAUUUUCAAGCUUCACAGAUACUUUACUUGUAACUAUCAGUGUUGCACUGGUCAGUAUAUGGAAACACAUUGUUCUACCCUUGUACGUACCACGUAUUUGAAAGUGAACUUGCGGUGAUGAGGAGUUUAUGAAAAAUGUAUUGUAUUUCUUUUGAUGUUACAAAAGUAGCACAUGUAAAACUGAUUUAUGAAAACUUGCUACAUGUCAUAAAAAUAAAGACCAAAAUGACAUUUUGACAA
Phyllostomus discolor (pale spear-nosed bat) is the source of this 5037-nucleotide messenger RNA. RefSeq names its product phosphatidylinositol glycan anchor biosynthesis class A (gene PIGA). Lineage: Eukaryota; Metazoa; Chordata; Mammalia; Chiroptera; Phyllostomidae. The transcript is spliced from 5 exons. Bases 1529 to 2992 code for a protein of 487 amino acids. The record is from RefSeq and is a predicted model, not a curated record. Gene Ontology annotation, cellular component: glycosylphosphatidylinositol-N-acetylglucosaminyltransferase (GPI-GnT) complex. Gene Ontology annotation, molecular function: phosphatidylinositol N-acetylglucosaminyltransferase activity. Gene Ontology annotation, biological process: GPI anchor biosynthetic process.